This is a messenger RNA of Neltuma alba, 942 nucleotides long. Its product is annotated as RNA polymerase II degradation factor 1-like. The transcript is spliced from 2 exons. NCBI's taxonomy places the organism in Eukaryota, Viridiplantae, Streptophyta, Magnoliopsida, Fabales, Fabaceae. The record is from RefSeq and is a predicted model, not a curated record. Bases 182 to 859 code for a protein of 225 amino acids.
GUUCCUGCUUUUUCCUCUUGACACUAGUUGUUCUUCUUCCUAAAGUUGUGCUGCCUUUCCUCCUUUUUUUUCCCUCGGGUUGUUGCCAACCUUGUUAUUCCUUCCUUUCACUUUCCUUUUACUCUCCCAAUCCCAACUUCUCUGCAUCUCACACCCUCCUUUGCUCUUGGAUUUCUUCGCCAUGGCUACUCAAACUGUUGCCGCUGCUGAUCAUACUUCUGCUUCUGAUGAGCAAGUUGAGAAGAAGAAGAAUGAAGAAGGCAUUGGAGAGAAGACGGUUUCUUUGACAAAUGAAAAUGAAGACAAGCUUGACAAGACUAAAGAUGCAGCUCCUCCUUUGUCUAAGACAGAAGAAGAAACUGAGAGAGAAGAGAAGAAGGUUGAUGGUGAAGGAGCAUUACAGGAAUCUGUUGGAGACAAUCUGAAGGAGCAAAUUAAGGAGCUCCCCCCUCAAUCACAACCCACAACAAUAAUCGAACCAGCCAUAGAUUCUGCAACAGAGCGUUUUGUGGAUAAAGAAACAGAGAAAGAGAAGCAAGUAAAGGAAGAAGACAUUCCUGAGGUGUCAGAUGAAGUGAAGCAAGACGAACAGAAGCUCGUUCCUGAUUCAGAGCCGAUCAGUGUCAAGGAACCAGAAGCAGAUCCUGCCGUUGGCAACCCUGAAGUGUCUAAGCCCGCAGAAGCUACUGAGAAGGAGACAUCGCAGAGGCCGCAAACAGAGGAACAAGAAACUGCUAAGAAGGAAACACCACAGAAGCCACAAACAGAGGAAGAAGAGCAAAUAAAGGAAGUGGCGGCUGAAAAUACAGAGAAAUCAAGUAAUCACGCUGAGGUUAAUCUUGCAAAAAAUCGGAUUUAGAGGAAGUGAAAGAGAAUGAAUAUUCAGAAGUAAGUUUUGUCGCACCAACGCUGGGAAAAUCAGAGGAAGCAGAGAAAGAAGAG